This is a messenger RNA of Parnassius apollo (apollo), 516 nucleotides long. NCBI's taxonomy places the organism in Eukaryota, Metazoa, Arthropoda, Insecta, Lepidoptera, Papilionidae. The record is from the annotation of a GenBank genome assembly.
AUGGCGUUUGCUGGGACAAAUGUCAGUUUGUCCCAGCCGGAUAUAACGCAAAAACUGACGGAGCGCAUAGAUGAUCUGAAGCAGAGAAUCGCUGCUUGGGGAAAGCGGAUUCGGCGAUAUACCGAGAGGUCGACACGGUUCAACCAGAAUCGUCUCUUCCAGAGUGAUCAGAAGAGGCUCUAUGAAUCAUUGGAGCGACCAAUGGUAAGUGGAACGGGUCCAGCACCGGAUCAGGCCGACACUGUAGCAUUCUGGCGCGGCCUGUGGUCAGAGCCCGUAAACCACAGCGAGGGCCCUUGGACGGAAGUUGUGGCGAGUCAGUGUGCGGGUAUUACGCCCAUGGACCCCGUCAUCAUAACGCCGGAUGACGUAGCUGAGGCGGUUCGUAGGGCCCCGAACUGGAAAAGUCCGGGGCUUGACGGGCUGCAUCACUACUGGCUGAAGGGGUUCAUGAACCGUAACGCCUCAUCAUCUCUCAGACGUGAAGCCAAGUGCAAAAUGAUCCUCGGAUCAUAG